AUGUUGCGCUGGUACCAAGCCAAAUUGGCUGCAAGGCCCAUUUUGACCACAAGCAUCAGCAGUGCGGUAUUGUUCGGCAGCGGAGACAUCCUAGCGCAGCAGGCCGUUGACCGCCGAGGUCUCGAGAAACAUGACUUUGCGCGCACCGGUCGCAUGGCUCUCUACGGUGGAGCUGUAUUCGGCCCUGCUGCCACCCAAUGGUACCGUAUCCUCCAGCGUCACAUAAACCUUAAGAGCAGAGCCGGCACCACCAUUGCCCGUGUUGCAGCGGAUCAAAUGGUGUUUGCUCCGAUCCAGUUAACCUGUUUCCUAUCUUCAAUGUCCAUCAUGGAGGGAUCUGACGUAAUGGAGAAGUUGCGCCAUUCCUGGGUUCCCAGCUAUAAGGCCAACCUGCUGGUCUGGCCAUUUGUGCAGGCUGUGAACUUCACAUUUGUACCCUUAGACAUGCGUGUUCUUGUGGUUAAUGUGGUCAGCUUAGGAUGGAACUGCUUCCUGAGCCUGCUAAACAGCGGUGAAGAGUAG
This is a messenger RNA of Penicillium longicatenatum, 522 nucleotides long. RefSeq names its product Mpv17/PMP22 family protein. The coding region runs from base 1 to 522 and encodes 173 amino acids. Lineage: Eukaryota; Fungi; Ascomycota; Eurotiomycetes; Eurotiales; Aspergillaceae. Gene Ontology annotation, cellular component: mitochondrion; membrane; cytoplasm. The transcript is spliced from 5 exons. The record is from RefSeq and is a predicted model, not a curated record.